This is a messenger RNA of Glycine soja, 2512 nucleotides long. RefSeq names its product indole-3-pyruvate monooxygenase YUCCA6-like. The transcript is spliced from 4 exons. The record is from RefSeq and is a predicted model, not a curated record. The coding region runs from base 513 to 1823 and encodes 436 amino acids. Lineage: Eukaryota; Viridiplantae; Streptophyta; Magnoliopsida; Fabales; Fabaceae. Gene Ontology annotation, molecular function: NADP binding; N,N-dimethylaniline monooxygenase activity; flavin adenine dinucleotide binding. Gene Ontology annotation, biological process: auxin biosynthetic process.
UAUAUAUAUGUUCACACACAUACAAAGAGAUAUAUCACCAUCCUUCUCCGUCUCUCUCUCUCUGACGAAUGCUGAUUUUGCCCCGUAGUUGGUGCUCAUCCUUGCGCUUAACCCUCCUCCAUUGAACACAAACACACACACACAAACACGAAACUCAGAAUUUUUCUUUAUUUUUAUUUUCUUCUCCAUUUUGCUCAACCGUGGCCGAUAAGACCCUUCUCAAUCCCCUCCAAAAUUCAAGGAACUUGUUCACAAUCCCAAUCCUCCACAACACCAAAUCACAUCCCAAAUCUUCAAAAACCAACUCUCAGAGCUUUCACUUUCACUUUUCGGUUUUGGUUAAUCUUGCUCCCCAAUUGUGUUGAAACAUAGAAUCCGCCUUGUUUUCCACCGAACUUGCUCAAAAUAUCUUCCUGGGGAGAGUCAGAUACUGAUCUCUUGAGGUACUGAGAUCCAUUUAAAGAAUACAUUCUGUAUAAUUAAUUUGUUGCUCAUAUUCAUUGCAUUUUUGGAUGGACUAUUGCUUGAGAGAGCUAGAAGGAAAGCAAGCACAUGACUCUCUAUUCCUAGAGAAAAUGAAGAAUUCAUUAUCACAACGUACUACUACUAGUGAGAGAUGUGUGUGGGUGCCAGGGCCAGUGAUUGUGGGAGCAGGGCCUUCAGGGCUUGCAACAGCAGCAUAUCUCAAAGAGAAAGGAGUGCCAAGCCUAAUCUUAGAAAGAUCCAACUGCAUAGCAUCCUUGUGGCAACUCAAGACCUAUGAUAGGCUCCACCUUCACUUGCCAAAGAAUUUUUGCGAACUUCCCUUGAUGGGGUUUCCUUGUGACUUCCCCACAUACCCUACAAAGCAGCAGUUCAUAGAGUACUUGGAGAGCUAUGCUGAGAGGUUUCACAUUAGGCCAAGGUUUAAUGAGACGGUCCAGCACGCGGAGUUUGACGCCACGCUCGGGUUUUGGAGGGUGAAGAGCUUGAACAAGAGGGAGGUGGCAACAGAGUUUGUGUGCAGGUGGCUGAUUGUGGCCACUGGGGAGAAUGCAGAGGCUGUGGUGCCUGGUAUUGAAGGAAUGGGGGAGUUUGGUGGGACCAUAAAGCACACAAGUUUGUAUAAGAGUGGGGAAGAGUUUAGAGGGAAGAGGGUGUUGGUUGUUGGGUGUGGGAAUUCAGGGAUGGAAGUCUGCUUGGAUCUUUGCAACCAUAAUGCUACUCCUUCUCUUGUGGUCAGAGAUACUGUACAUAUCUUACCACGAGAGAUGCUGGGAAAAUCAACUUUUGGGUUGUCCAUGUGGUUGCUCAAGUGGCUGCCCAUUCGGUUUGUGGAUCGGUUCCUUCUCAUAGUGUCAUGGCUCAUGCUUGGUGACACGGCUCGGUUCGGAUUGGACCGGCCGAAAUUGGGUCCCCUUCAGCUCAAAAACCUGUCCGGAAAGACACCAGUGCUAGAUGUGGGUACCCUUGCCAAGAUCAAAAGUGGACAUAUAAAGGUACGGCCUGGCAUCAAGCGCUUAAAACGUUAUACUGUUGAAUUUGUUGAUGGAAGGACAGAGAAUUUUGAUGCCCUCAUAUUGGCAACUGGUUACAAAAGUAAUGUGCCCUAUUGGCUAAAGGAAGAGGAUAUGUUCUCUAAGGAAGAUGGGUUCCCUACGAAGCCAUUUCCAAAUGGAUGGAAGGGUGAGAAUGGGCUCUAUGCAGUUGGUUUCACCAAGCGUGGACUACUUGGUGCAUCAAUGGAUGCCAAGAGAAUAGCUGAGGAUAUUGAAAGGUGUUGGAAAGCAAAGCAUAGUACUUCUUUUUCUCUCUCACUUAAUGUGCCACAAUCCAAUUCAUGAUAGGUUUGAGUUUAAUUUGGUUUUGGCCCAAUUAGAGAUUAUAGAGAAGAGAUUGAUUAAAGUUGAUUUAUACACAUGAAUAUUUGAGAUUGGGGAAUUUUGUGGCGCCAUCAUACACGUGCACAAUGCUAUGCUAGCUAGUACCAAGAGUGGUGCUCCUCCAAUCCAUACAAGGAUAAGUGGACCAAAAAAAGAAAGGAAAUUGGUGGGGGGAAAAUUUCCCAUGUGGUGCCCUUCAGCUGAAUUUUGAUGCAUAUUCACUUGUCAACAUAUAUGGAUUUGAGAAUGAGAUGUUGAAUUGAAAUUGAAGAAGGAUUCUAGCUUGGGGUGGGGUAGGGGCAAUUUUUUCUACCUUAGUUCUCUAUGCAUUUUGUACAGUGCAAUUUUUUUUUUCUAAUAUAUGUAGGUUUGACUUUCUAGAGAACAAGGGAAGCAAAGUGACUAAGAAAAGAAGAUGACAGAUGAAGAAGAUAGUCUUUGGUAUGUGAUUGUGGUUUAACCUAUAUUCCCAUGGAAUUUUUAAAAUACAAAAUAGAGUAUGAAAUUUUGAUGCUUUUUUGCUGCCCCUUUGAGGCCCGAAUGCUUCCGCGGUUUAGGUUUUUUCUUUUCUUUAUUUUAUUUUUGUAAACUUUAAAAUCGAACAGAAUAGUUCGGGAAGAAAAUCUUUGUUGGUUUGGGAUGGAGUGCUA